GGUGGUAAAGGCUAUUUUGGUCACAUUCCUAAUGUGUGAUUCGUAAAUAAAUUCUGAAUCUAAAAUGACACCUAGGUUUUUUACCUGGUGUUUUAUCUUUGUUGCCAGUGAAUUAACCUAUCAGAAGCUUCUAAAAGCCAUGACAUAAUUUUCUGAAAUUUCCAAGCUGUUUAAAGGCACUGUCAACUUAGUGUUUGUAAACUUCUGACCCACUGGAAUUGUGAUACAGUGAAAUAUAAGUGAAAUAAUCUGUCUGUAAACAAUUGUUGGAAAAUGACUUGUGUCAUGCACAAAGUUGUCACGACUCUACACCCUGUGUUUUCGUGGGGUUGGCUUAUGUUCGCCGUUUUGCAUUAAAGUAGCACUCCCCUGAACUCUCUGCUUCCUGCGCCUGACUUCUCACCCACUACACUCAGAACGUUACAAAAGUAGAUGUCCUAACCAACUUGCCAAACUAUAGUUUGUUAACAAGACAUUUGUGGAGUGGUUGGAGUCAUUAAAACUAGUUUAUGUAAACUUCCGACUUCAACUGUAAACUGAACAGUACCGGACCCAAAAUCGAAUCUUGUGGAAUGCCACAUGUGAUAUGUAUUUUCUCUGGUUAUGUUCACCACAGGUGACAAACAACUCUAGACUGGUUAAAUAGGUCCUAAACCAAUUUAGAACUGGAAAUUGAUACACCAUGGUCCAUUGGCGGCUAAAGACACUAGUGCAUGGAACUCAGAGAGAGCCUAUAGGCCAAUGCAGCAUAUAACUUCCAUCGUUAACUGUAAAAUACAUAGGCCUAAGGCCAACAAAUAAAAACACUAGAAAAUAUCCUGAUUAAAUUCUGGUUCUUUCAAUCGCAUUAAUCUCUACUCUGCUGGUGUGCCUCCCUUUUCUAUCUCUAGUGAAGUGCAACAUUGUAUCAACUCAGGAGGUUGCUCAGGUGCACGUGCUCCUCAACGUUAUCAGGACAGACAAACCACACAUGCUCAUUGCUAACAUGGAGCACUCUAAACAAAAGACAACGAAAACACUGACAAAACUCCUAAAUUAUGAAAUUAACCACAACGUGUUUCUCACAAGUGUAGCAGGUUGUGAACUCUGCAAACAAUGUAUCCACCCCGAGAAUGAGAACGGUAAAUGACUGUAAUGCAUGCAUUAACAGUAAUUAAUGUAACCAAAUGACGGGGAUGAACAGUACAUUUACUAGCCUACUGGUUACAUAUGUAAUGAAGAAUUGAUCAAAAUAAACAAAGAACAAACAAUUCACACAAUGACACAAUGAAUGUUCAGCAAUUGUCAGGGGACAGUGGAGCACCUUCUGAGAGCUGAGUGCAUGCAUUCUGGAGAAAUAUCUUCUCCACAAACCCCUCUGCUUCUUCUUGUCUCAACAUUUAAAAUUAUACUGACACAUUAUUGUCAAACAUUUUAGAUGCUUUUCACUGACAGCUGAAACUCAUUAAUCAGCUAGGCCUAUUGCCAUGUGCGCUGCCUAAAUAGAGGAUCAUUAGUCAUGAGUCUUGUCCUGGAGGCAGAAUUGAGCGUUUCCCCCUUACAAUAGGCCAGCUGCAAAGUCAAAAUUGGCUAUUUUGUCAAAUAAAAAAGCAUUUAGACGAAAAAUAACUUUUGGGUCUUAAUUUAAGGUUAGAGUUAGGCAUUAGGGUUAGCAGUGUUGUUAAGGAUAGGUUUAAAAUGAUAUUUUAUGACUUUGUGGCUGUGCCAACUAGGGACCGCUCUGCAGAGCUGCCUCCAGAACAACAUUCAUGACAAAAAACAAUAACCUUCUGAAGCGAAGAUUAGAUGUUUUUGAGACACGAAUUUGGUGCAAUGUCACAGGCCUAUGUUUGAUCAGAUUGAAUAGACAAAGACAUAACUAUAAAAUACAAAUGGUAGGCAAUAUGUAUCCUUGUCACGUUUGACCUUAGUUCCUUUGUUUUGUCUUUGUUUUAGUAUGGUCAGGGUGUGAGUUGGGGUGGGCAGUCUGUUUGUUUUAGUAUGGUCAGGGCGUGAGUUGGGGUGGGCAGUCUGUUUGUUUUAGUAUGGUCAGGGCGUGAGUUGGGGUGGGCAGUCUGUUUGUUUUAGUAUGGUCAGGGUGUGAGUUGGGGUGGGCAGUCUGUUUGUUUUAGUAUGGUCAGGGCGUGAGUUGGGUGGGCAGUCUGUUUGUUUUAGUUUGGUCAGGGCGUGAGUUGGGGUGGGCAGUCUGUUUGUUUUAGUAUGGUCAGGGUGUGAGUUGGGGUGGGCAGUCUGUUUGUUUUAGUUUGGUCAGGGCGUGAGUUGGGGUGGGCAGUCUGUUUGUUUUAGUAUGGUCAGGGUGUGAGUUGGGGUGGGCAGUCUGUUUGUUUUAGUAUGGUCAGGGUGUGAGUUGGGGUGGGCAGUCUGUUUGUUUUAGUAUGGUCAGGGUGUGAGUUGGGGUGGGCAGUCUGUUUGUUUUAGUAUGGUCAGGGCGUGAGUUGGGGUGGGCAGUCUGUUUGUUUUAGUAUGGUCAGGGCGUGAGUUGGGGUGGGCAGUCUGUUUGUUUUUCUAUGUUGGUUUUUGUGUUCGGCCUAGUAUGGUUCUCAAUCAGAGGCAGGUGUCGUUAGUUGUCUCUGAUUGAGAAUCAUAUUUAGGUAGCCUUUUCCCACCUGGGUUUCGUCGGUGUUUAUUUCCUGUUUAGUGUUUUGUCACUCGCCUUACGGGACUGUUCGUUUGUUGUUUAUUGUUUUUGUUCAGUGUUCAUUUUUGCUUCAUUAAAUUAUGGACACUUACCACGCUGCGUUUUGGUCCUCAGAUCCUUCUCGCUACUCCUCCUCAGAAGAGUAGGACGAGAUCCCUUACAAUCCUAUUCAAAUAUCUCUGUAUAUAUGUGUGUGUGUAUAUAUAUAUAUAUAUAUAUAUAUUUAAAAAAUGAACACUGACACACACGGUCAAUACUGCUGCUGCUACUAUUCACUUUAUUGCAGAUCCCAGCAUAUUUCUAUUGUAUAUAUUCCUAGUACUUUUAAUACUUAUUUUUAAAAUAUUUUUCUAGUACUUGGCUGUGUUUUGUUGUACAGUACAUGUGUAUUGCGCUGUUGAGGAUAGCCUGUGAGUAAGCAUUUCACUGCAACGUUUACAUCCUGUAUUCUGGGCAAGUGACCAAUAAACUGAUUUGAUUUGAUGACAGCCAGGCACUAAUUUACUAAAUAAAUAGUUAGGCUUUUUAUAAUGUUUUAUGAGCCAAUGGUAACAUAUUAGGCAUUUAUUCAGAAAAAAAUGUUCAUAUGUAAUAGUAAUUAACACUAGGGUAGCGGCAACACUUAUGACAUGACACAAUAAUCCUAAUUAUGUCUACAUACACACUUAACCGCAAAUGAGUUCAUAAUAUGUGUUCCCUAUAUGUGUCUAAUGAGUCUAUUCAUUCCCAAGUAGGAUGAUGCUAGACAGAGCAGACAGUGAACCAGAUAACGAUGAUGCUGCUCACACCCAUUAUCAAGUUGAGGAAAAGAAAGCAAGCCAAAUUCCCCAGAUCAAUGGGGUAGUGAUGUCUCAAGGAUCCUGGAUUGCACGGGCCGUUAGAAGAACUUACACAGCAGGUUAGGAGAGUUAGGUUAAGGUUAGGGAAAAUGCUCUCCAAACCUGCUACAAAAAUCACUUCCGGUCGUAGCUGUAUAGAGUGGCCAAGAUGGCAGCAUUCUCUAAUAACUAUUUACCUGUUUCACACAGUUAACCCUCUUAUUACAGUUCGUUUUUUUUUUACUGAUUCAAUUCAGCAAGAAAUCAUGAUUUACAAACUGAAAGGAUUAUAUUUACAUUAAGUCUACAGGUCAGUUCAUCUCGAUUCUUCAAAACUCAAAGAACUUCACAAAUCCAGUGUGUGGGUCUUCCAGUGAGUUGGAGAGGAUUGAGGAACCAUGGCACAGUUUGAAAGCUUGUGGACUAUAUCCAGCUGUAUUGCAUGUGGUAGAGCUGAGUACAGAAUAGGGGAUGAAUGCUGUCCCAUGUGUUCACCAGGAAAUCAUGUAUAUAAGCAUUGUACUGAAUUCACCAGCACCAACUGUAUGCCCUGUGUUGAUGCUACUUUCCUUGAUGAGCCCAAUGGUCUCAUUAAAUGCAAAGUGUGUACCAACUGUGAUCCAGGUUUGGGUUUGAAGGUAAAGCAGUCAUGUACACCUUCAUCAGACACUGUCUGUGGGACACUGGAGGGGUUCUACUGUCUAGACCCAACUAAGGAUGGUUGUAGAGCAGCCCAGAGACACAGCAGCUGUAAACCUGGUCAAUACAUCAGCCACACAGGAACAACAUCUACAGAUACUGUGUGUUCUGACUGUACUGGUGACACCUAUUCAAAUGGAUCAUUUACAUGCUGCCAGACACACACACAAUGUGAUACCUUGAAGCUUCAGCAAAUUAAAUCUGGAACUCAUUGGUCCGACUCUGAAUGUGGACCACAAAUCUCACCUAUAGCUACAUUAAUAUUUGCUGUGGUGGUGGGGGUACUCGCUGUGAUAGCAGCCGUGACGACGGCAGCUAUUAUGAAAAGAAGAAGAAAAAAACACAGAAGAUCCUUUAACUCGUGAGAUUAUUUUGUGGGAAUUGUACAUUUAUUGUUUAAGUGAGAAAUAUCAAAUAGCACUAAAUCAAAUGUUAUUUUGUCACAUGCGGUGAAUACAAUGGGUGUAACUAACGAGCCCUUCCCGAUGAUGCAGUUAAAAAAUAAAUACAAAUAGUAGCACGAGGAUUCAAAUAAAACACACAAGAACGGAGCUAAAGUACCAGUCAAAAUUUGACACCUUCUCAUUCCAGGGUUUUUCUUUAUUUUUACUAUGUUCUACAUUGUACAAUAAUAGUGAAGACAUCAACAUUAUGAAAUAACACAUAUGCAAUCAUGUAGUAAAGCAAAAAAGUGUUAAACAAAUCCAAAUAUAUUUGAUAUUCUUCAAAGUAGCCAUCCUUUGCGUUGAUGACAGCUUUGCACACUCUUGGCAUUCUCUCAACCAGCCCCAAGCCAUAAGAUUGCUGAACAAUUCAUAAAAUCGCCACUGGACAAUUUACAUUGAUUUGAUGUAAUAGUCACCUGGAAUGCUUUUCGAUUCACAGGUGUGCCUUGUUAAAAGUUCAUUUUUGGAAUUCCUUUCCUUCUUAAUGCGCUUGAGCCAAUCAAUCAGUUGUGUUGUGGUUGGGGUGGUAUACAGAAGAAAGCCCUAUUUGGAAAAACACAAAGUCCAUAUUAUGGCAAGAACAGCUCAAAUAAGCAAAGAAAAAGGACAUUAAGACAUGAAGGUCAGUCAAUCUGGAAAAGUUUCUUCAAGUGCAGUUGCAAAAACCAUCAAGCGCUAUGAUGAAACUGUCUCUCCUGAGGACCGCCACAGGAAAGGAAGACCCAGAGUUACCUCUGCUGCAGAGGAUAAGUUCAUUAGAGUUACCAGCCUCAGAAAUUGAAUCCCAAAUAAAUGCUUCACAGAGUUCAAGUAACAGACACAUCUCAACAUCAACUGUUCAGAGGAGACUGCGUGAAUCAGGCCUUCAUGGUCGAAUUGCUGCAAAGAAAACACUACUAAAGGACACCGAUAAUAAGAAGAGACUUGCUUGGGCCAAAAAACAUGAGGAACGGACAUUAGACUGGUGGAAAUCUGUCCUUUGGUCUGAUGAGUCCAAAUUUGUGAUGUUUGGUUCCAAUCGCCGUGUCUUUGUGAGAUGCAAUGUAGGUGAACGGAUGACCUUUGCAUGUGUGGUUCCCACCAUUUAGCAUGGAGGAGGAGGUGUGAUGGUGUGGGGGUGCUUUGCUGCUGACACCGUCAGUGAUUUAUUUAGAAUUCAAGGCACACUUACCAGCAUGGCUACCACAGCAUUCUGCAGAAAUACGCCAUUUCAUCUGGUUUGAGCUUAGUGGGACUAUCAUAUGCUUUUCAACAGGACAAUGACCCAAAACACACCUCCAGGCUGUGAAAGGGCUAUUUGACCAAGAAGGAUAGUGAUGGAGUGCUGCAUCAGAUGACCUGGCCUCCACGAUCACCUGACAUCACCCUAAUUGAGAUGGUUUGGGAUGAGUUGGACCACAGAGUGAAGGAAAAGCAGCCAAAAAGUACUCAGCAUAUGUGGGAACUCCUUCAAGACUGUUGGAAAAGCAUUCCAAGUGAAGCUGGUUGAGAGAAUGCCAAGAGUGUGCAAAGCUGUCAUUGUCACGCCCUGACCAUAGAGAGCCCUUGUUUCUCUAUGGUGUAGUAGUUCAGGGCGUUGACUAAGGGGUAUUCUAGUUUAUAAUUUCUAUGUUGGUGCUUUGUAUGAUUCCCAAUUAGAGGCAGCUGGUAAUCGUUGUCUCUAAUUGGGGAUCAAAUUUAAGUAGCUAUUUUUCCCACCUGUGUUUGUGGGAUAUUGUUUCUGUUAGUGUGUUUGGGCACUACGUUGUCACGGUCUUUGUAAAUUUUGUUUCAAUUUGGUAAUUAAAAGAUGUGGAACUCAAUUCACGCUACACCUUGGUCCGCUUAUUUCCAAAAUCGUGACAGUCAUCAAGGCAAAGGGUGGCUACUUUGAAGAAUCUAAAAUAUAUUUAGAUUUGUUUAACACUUUUUUGGUUACUAUAUGAUUCCAUAUGUGUUAUUUCAUAGUUUUGAUGUGUUCACUAUUGUUGUACAAUGUGGAAAAUAGUACAAAUGAAUAAAAACCCUUGAAUGAGUAGGUGUGUCCAAACUUUUGACUGGUACUGUAUAUGUUAUUGCAUUACACCUCCUGCUAUACUGUGGAUUGAGAGUUACCUGUCUAACAGAACACAGAGGGGGUUAUUUAAUGGUAGCAUCUCCAACAUAAUCCAGGUAGAAUCAGGCAUUCCCCAGGGCAGCUGUCAAGGCCCCUUACUUUGGUCAAUCUUUACUAAUGACCUGCCACAGGCAUGAGUAAAGCCUGUGUGUCUAUGUAUGCAGAUGACUCAACAUUAUAUACAUUGUGGCUUAAUCCUGCAUGGAGCCUUCACCCUGCGCUGCCACUUUAAGGGCGUAUCAGUAGUCAGGAAGGAGGAAAUGAAGAUGGCUCUUUUGGCUCUCGGUUGGCGCGGCAGUUUGACAGGGUGUGCCACUCUUGUUUAUUUUUAGCUCCUGUCAUUGUUUGACUGGAGUAGUAGCAAAGUUUUUAGCGAUGUUUUGAAAAACAAAGCAACAAACCAUCAGCUGUAUCAGACGGACACACUGCAAGCCUGCAGUCAACAGCUCUCAUUUUCCCUCUAUCUCCAGUGCUUUUCACUGCAGCAGAUGUUCUUUUUUUCCCUAUGCGCUCUUUUUGAUGUUCAGUGUCGCUGGACUAUUAGUCCCCUGCCAGUUCUAUUUGGUGUGACAUUUUAGUCAAAGGGAGUUUGCGUGAGUUAUUAUUUAUUGUUGUUUGAACUUAUUGACUUUGUGUGGGACUAUUUACAUUUCGCCGAGAAGAGUUUUUGACAUUUUGAGGCCUUUGUAUUGUCUAUGAAUUCCCCCCCCCCCACACACUCA
This is a messenger RNA of Oncorhynchus keta (chum salmon), 7418 nucleotides long. Its product is annotated as tumor necrosis factor receptor superfamily member 14-like. The transcript has 6 exons. Gene Ontology annotation, molecular function: transmembrane signaling receptor activity; protein binding. Gene Ontology annotation, cellular component: external side of plasma membrane; membrane. The record is from RefSeq and is a predicted model, not a curated record. The coding region runs from base 3855 to 4520 and encodes 221 amino acids. Lineage: Eukaryota; Metazoa; Chordata; Actinopteri; Salmoniformes; Salmonidae. Gene Ontology annotation, biological process: apoptotic process; defense response to Gram-positive bacterium; negative regulation of alpha-beta T cell proliferation.